This is a messenger RNA of Orbicella faveolata, 2093 nucleotides long. Its product is annotated as tumor necrosis factor alpha-induced protein 8-like. Gene Ontology annotation, biological process: regulation of apoptotic process. Gene Ontology annotation, cellular component: cytoplasm. Lineage: Eukaryota; Metazoa; Cnidaria; Anthozoa; Scleractinia; Merulinidae. The record is from RefSeq and is a predicted model, not a curated record.
CAUCAUUACAGCGAUAUUCAAGUUAUUAAUCCUUGAGUUUACAUAUAACCGAAUCACGUGUCUCGGCCUUGUCAAUCACUUGAGCUUUAGUAAAUUCGCUGGAUUUCAUUUCUUUUUCUUUAGUAUUGUGAGCGUGCAUUGCUCCGUUGCUGCAGGCGUAAAGGAAACUGUACUGUAGUAAAUUUGGUGUUGAAACCUUGCGAAGGCCGUUGCAUGGAAACAUAACAGGGGCGAAACCCUUCGAAGUUCAGGGACAAAAUGGCCGAAGCUGCAGAGCCUGGUAGCGGGUUCAACUCGAAGAGUGUUGCUCUUCGAGCGCAGAAGAAGAUCUUGGGGAAAAUGGCUUCGAAAAAUAUGGCGAAAGCUUUUGUAGACGACACUACAGGAGAUCUACUAGAUCAGCUGUACAGGCUAGCCAAGCUGGAGACAGGCAGCAAGAAAGAAGCGGAAAAACUCGUGAAGAACCUUGUCAAAAUUGUGGUUAAGAUCAGCAUUUUGUUUCGCAACGACCAGCUGAGUCGGGAGGAAAUUCAAACAGCGGAGAAGUUUAGGAGAAACUUUCGGUCUGCAGCCAUGACAUUUAUCAGUUUCUAUGAGGUUGAUUUCUCUUUCGAUAAGAAGUUUUUAACCAAGAAUUUGGAGGACUGCCGAAGCCUACUCCAUGAAAUCAUCGAGCGCCACCUGACGGCGAAAUCGCAUGGACGGGUUGAUCACGUUUUCAACUACUAUGCAAAUGGCGAUAUGUUAGAGAGAGUAUUUCAAGAGAAACGCGACGGACCUUUCGGCGUUAUUCUCAAAAAUAUCGUAGCCAAUCUGAACAAACUAAUGGAGGAAGGCAAUCUAUAGGAUUCCUGUGUACGGGAUAUGGCAAACUCAAUGGGACUUUCGGUUAUCUAACUGUACAUUUACUGUGACCUUCGAUUCGUCAUCGUGUGGUUGCAUAUAUCUUUUUCAAAAUAUGCGAGGCGUGUAUUAAACAUACACAGUCUUUAUUGUUAUGAUAUUUAUUUAACCGUAACUUAUAUUAGACCUUUAAGUGUCGAAAUUUUUAGAAACAGUGAAAGUUACAGCGUAAGAAUAUAAUGAUUCGUGGAGAAUUUUUGUGUUAUUUUCAGGCAUUUCGUAGUCUGAAAUGUUUACUCGAAAUUCCAGGUGCUCGACCUUCCUGUCGAAUAAAUUUGAUUUCUUAAAUUUCUUCACAGAUUUCAACAGCCUGAAAAUUGUCUGUGAUUGAAAUAAUCACUAUUUAUAAAGAAAAUAUUGAUGCCUCUUCGUUCCAUUUAAAAGAAAACUGUUUUAAAGAGGCGAUGGCCGUUUUCUGGGCUGCUGUUUCUUUAAUUUCUAAAUAUUGAAAUAUAUCAUAAAUGAAAGGUAUUACGAAGAUCCUAGGCCGUAUAAAUUUUCCUUUUUUAUCACAAUUGUUUGAAAAAAUUCAUUACUUGCAUUUUCAAUAUUGCGAAGUUUUAAUCCUUAUCACCGGCCGAUCUUCUAGUCUCGGAGUAAGAUUAAACCGAACAUUUUGGUGUGAUUUACUGUCUUAAUUCAGACUGCUUCCGUUCAAAACGUCCUCUAAUUUUGAAUAAUUUUUUUUAUUUGUAUAAUUGAUUUUACAUGGAAUCUUAAAUUGCAACUACACACACACAGGAGGUUCUUCUGUUGUAACCAUUUAAUUCAUCCUUCCAAAGAUGUGUUCAGCAGUAUAUAUACUGGUAGUUAUGCCAAGGGAAUUUUUAGAUCACGAGUUCAGAUUACAUAGAACGUAAGUCUUAUGCUUAAUUGUGUCGUUUUAUGAUAAAAUAGACAAAAAAAUCAAUCCAAGAUCCCUUUGUUUUCAUCUUUAACACUAGAACAUUGAUUGGACAAAAACUUUGCAAAUUAUUUUCACUUUUUAUUCCUAAUCUCUUCAAAGAGAGAAUGUUACAGAAUAACUUUAAUGAUUCCACAAGGUUGAAUAAUUUAGUUAGAUGUGUACUGUACAAAGCCUUUUAAUUUAUAGUGACUAUGUUUGUAUGUAUUCACAUACUCUGCCUAGAUGUAGAAAUAAGCUGAAAGUGAUCUAUUAAAAAGUAAUUUUCUGAGAUGGCAUAUUUUGA